GUGGAAUAGGGGCCCUGUCGAUGUUUUGAUUUAUCUUUUUAUGCUUAAGCUGUAGCCAUGGUAAAAUGAAUAAAAAGAAAGACAAGCCAGGAAAAUUUUCCUUUAGGAAAAUCAAAAAGAAUAAAAACAAGGACAUAGAAGCUCCAGAAGAAGAAGCAAAAAGGCUUACAGAAUCCAAGGUUAAUAAUGAAGAGCUAAUAACAGCACCUGAAAAUAACGUACAUCCUAAAGUAGUAAAUGUGAAAACUGAAAGCUCAACAGUGAAACAGGAGAGGGUCAACGAGAGGCCGGUGGAUGUUGGUCCCGUUCUGAAGAAUGUGAUUCAAAAUACACAGAGUCAGAAUGGAGGUUACCCCAAAACAUUGGAAAGUGUUGAACCAAAAGGAUCGAAGAGAGUACAUAGUUAUUCCCGGGAGUCGCCAGAACAAAGCACACCCCAGAUGUUGCCUAUGGAGGAAAGAAGGAAAUUAAAACAGUUUGCUUCUGUCCGAAGUCCUAGCUCUAAAAAAGAUAGCGUGUCUUAUGAAAAUGAGGAAACGACUUCCUCAGAGAAGAAAAAGAAAAGUCGUUCUAUCCUGGGAUCCAUACGAGGAAAAAAAUCGAAAAAAGCCAAACGGAGUUUAACAGAUGUAUUUGAAGAAGAAGCAAAGAAGACAAACCAUGAGAAUGAGAAAGUGUCACCAGAUGACGAUGAUUCAGAUGAAGAGGAGGAAGAUGAUUGGGAUGAUGAUCCUAAUAAUCCUUUUUCAUCGUCUUUUCAACCAAAGGAAGUUCAUAGAGCACAACCACCUGCCCAAGAUGUUCAGCAGAAACAUGAUACAGACGUGCAGUUCUCUCUUGAAAGAGAAAAUUCGAAAGAAUCUGAUAAAAUGGAAAUAUCGAAAGACAAUAUCAAUAAAGAGCCUAAGAAAAAGAAGAAGAAAAUGAAAAUACCAUCUUUCCGGAAAAGAAAAAAGGAAGACGUGGAAUCUGAAGUUCAGCCAACUUCGGUUGCUCAAUCACCCACUUCUCAGAGUACGGCAUCACUUCCGGUCAGUCACCAAGAACAAAUGAUGAAGCAAACUACGACAAUACCAGAUGUAGCAAUCAGACAGCAUCAUGUACAAGCUCUGGAACAACCACGUGUUCACAGCUACUCUUACGAAUCUCCGGACCACUUCAUUGAUACUGAGAAUUCUGGACAUUUACUGUCAAGGGAAGAAAGAAAUAAAUCGAAACAGUUUUCAUCCAUGAGAUUACCCAAAAAUCAACAACGCCCUGUUUUGCAUUUUAUUAAAGAGGAAGGAAGGCCUGUUAACAUGAAUGAAAAAGAAAGUGUUGAAGUUGUGGAUGAAGAAUUGCCACCAAACAUCAAUAAGAAAGUCCGUCAGGAGGCCAAGAUAUUUUCUUCUUUCAGAAAAAAGAUGACACAUAAGAAGAGUGUGCUAGGAAAAGUAACUGAAGAUGAAGCAGAGUCUGCUGAAAUAAAAGACGAAGAAGUAAUACAUUCUUCCCCAUACAGUCAAUCAGAGAUGAGUGGUGUUCGUAGCAGUGCUCCACCAAAUUUUGCUUAUUCUGUCAGUGACCAACAGAGCCUAAUGGUGAGUGAGGUGACAAAGCAGAGAUCUCAAACACUACAACCUACUCGAACACUCCAUUCGCCUACUGAAGAGAACAGCAAACCUAGAUCCGCCACCGUGACAAUAGAAUCAGCUACACUACCCCGAAAUGAGAGAACACUCGAUAUUGAAAUGGAAAACGAGCCAACCAAGAAAAAGAAGAAAGGGAGUUCAAUUAUGAAGACAUUGUCAUUUAGAAAAUCCUCCAAAAUUCUGGAGUCAAAUGAGCAAGACUCAUCUAUAGCUAUUUCAAGUCAACAGAUUGAUGAAGUGAUAGUGGAAGAACAGAGUCAAUAUGAGGAACCCUAUGAUUUGGAAGAAUCCUCUAGCACACUCCUUGAAGAGAAGGUCCAAGAAAGUGAGGCAGAUAGGGAAGAAAGGAAGAGGCAGUUAGAGCUUGUGUUUCAGGACAUGGAAUCAGAGAAUGAGGAGGAAGACAAACCAAAGACAAAAAUGCCACAGAAGAUAAUAAAAGCAAUAAAAAGGAAGGGCAAGAAAAAGAAGUCGGACUCAGAUGAACCCGAGAUGUUCCCUUUGAUGGAACAAGGUCAGCCAGGUGACAAUGAAGAAGUCAAGAAAAAGAACACAUCUGACAAAAUAUUGGAAGUGAAAGGCCAAUUAGGAGAGUUAAAAGAAAUUGCUCAGAAUAAUGUCGACAAGUUGUAUGAAAGAGAAGAAAAUCUUGAUGAUCUGGAGGAUCGAGCUGAUGAACUAUCUAAAAAGGCUUCACUGUUUAACGAGAUAUCCGUUGAAGUUAAAACCAAAAUGGAGACAUGUAACAAGAGGACCAAAGCAAUCAUCAUUGGUGUCGUCAUCGCUAUCCUUGUCCUCGUUGUCAUCAUUCUCAUCGCUGUUGUGGCUAACAAGUCUGGCAAUACAGAGCCAGAGUAUCGCACUGUUCACAUUAUCCAUGUUGUUAAUGGCACAGCUCCUUAUACGCCUUCACCCGGUUAAAAAAAGAAUACAGUGUGUUUUGAUUUUGCUUCGGAAAUGAUUUAAGCUCACAUGUAAAAAUAAAAGCAAACAUGUAUAUUCAGAAUUCGGGAUAGAAAACGAUAGAGAUUACAAAUGUCGUAGACGUUACUUGCACUAGCAAAUAAUUAUUAAGUUCAUUAAUUAUUUAAUUAUCAACGUAAUUAGGCUUCUUUUUAACCAUAUUAUUUAUAAGAUGUAAACAUACAUUAGUAGAGGAUAUAAAAAAUCCCGCAUAAUAUUUUCAUUAUUUUGGUUGUAAUCCAUUCAAAGAUCAUAUGCCUUAGAUAAAGUAACAGCAAAGCUGCAUUCUUAAUCCAGACUGCAUUUGGACAGUAUUAAGAAAGGCGAAUGUGCAAUUUUAUAUUUUCUCAAAAUUUUGCUCUUAUGUCUCUAUGUGUAUCUCUUUACUUCAUCAAACAAUAAAUCUUUAACAAUCAUUUAAUUGUACAAUAUUUCAUGUAGAUAUAAUGCAAAUUGUACUAUAUUUCAUGUAGAUAUUAAUGUACAUCUCUACUUGUAUUUGUGUGUGUGAAUUGCCGUAAUUUGCCUCUAAUAUAUUGUAUAACAUUUGUAAUAAAGCCUGUGAUAUCUCGAAAGGGUUGGAAAAAUUGUGAUUUGUUGUCUGAGGUUGUUGUUGUCCAAAUAUUUUUAUUCUGUAGCAUCUGUAUUUUAGUAAUCUAUAAGCAGGCAGUGUAAGUAUUUGUUAAUAUCUUUAAGCAAUUUUUGCAUAAACAUAUUUUUCGCUUUGUAAAAAACCUACUACGAUAUACAAAUUACAUGUUAUUUAAAAGGGCCCAAUCGAAUUUGGAUUCAGUGGUUUAUAUACAAUUUAUACUGUAAUACUAGUCAUGCAUAUACUUAUGAAUGAAUUAACAUAACAUAUAAUCUGUUUUAAAAUAUAGGCAUUUUAGUAACAUUGUCUAUAUUGUGUCUGCUAUUAUCCUACAUAGGUAUCUGUUAUCCCUUUUUAUAUCCCUUUUCUUUAGUUUUACCAACAUGCAAAAGCAUACUGUAGAAUGGUUGUUUGUUUUUUUUUUUUCUAUUUAGACAUUAUAAGGCUGAGAUUAAAUCGUUUGAGUUGUUCUCUCGUGAUGUAAGGGAACAGAUUGCCCAAGUUUGUAUUAUUUAUUUUUUUUCUUGAAUGUGUAUUGUACGACAAUUUACAUUGUGUAUAUGUAUAUUUGCAAAUUGACUUAGAAAUGCUAGUUAAAAUAAAACGUAUAUUAUGCUUA
Messenger RNA from Saccostrea echinata, 3805 nucleotides. RefSeq names its product probable serine/threonine-protein kinase kinX. NCBI's taxonomy places the organism in Eukaryota, Metazoa, Mollusca, Bivalvia, Ostreida, Ostreidae. The transcript is spliced from 33 exons. The record is from RefSeq and is a predicted model, not a curated record. Gene Ontology annotation, biological process: vesicle-mediated transport; vesicle fusion. Gene Ontology annotation, cellular component: SNARE complex; plasma membrane. Gene Ontology annotation, molecular function: SNAP receptor activity; syntaxin binding. Bases 66 to 2552 code for a protein of 828 amino acids.